Dermacentor albipictus is the source of this 1124-nucleotide messenger RNA. RefSeq lists its product as uncharacterized. The record is from RefSeq and is a predicted model, not a curated record. Lineage: Eukaryota; Metazoa; Arthropoda; Arachnida; Ixodida; Ixodidae.
GUUGCAUCACAUCAAAACACCGUUCCAGAGGACCAUCUGGAAAAGUCUACUAUAGGCAUCAGCACUAUGUUUGAAGACCCUGCUUUGCAAGGCUGCAGCCGUCCUGCAAGUGACGAACAAGCUGGUGAGGACGUCCUACAUAAGACAUGCGAGCAAGGCUCCCUCAUGACGGCAAGCCAUGCUGCUAAAGCAAGCCUACAACAGAUGUCUGGCUGCAACACCCCUGUGAGCGAGCUAGGUGCAACGACCUCCCAGGUGGAUAUGUUUGGCAGCAGUUCUACAGAGGAUGAGCGUUGUGCUGUUGAUGAUGCCAUUUCCGAGGUGUCCCCAAGCGCCAACAUUUUCGAUUCAGCUGAAAGACCAGUAGGAAACUAUCCCGUUGCUUGGAAGAGCGCAGUGAGGAGCUCUCCGUCAACAAAAUUUAGGGCGACCGUCCGGCGACUGCAGUCCAAGCUAGCAAGAUGCCAGCGGACCAUCAAACGGUUGCAGAAGAAGCAGAGCAAGCUACCGCCAUCCAUUUCGAAGGCACUGGGCAUUAUUCGUCCAUCAGUGACAGAGGAGGUUUUUAAGCUUUUGUGUACACACCUGCGAUUGCAGCAGAGGGGAAAAGGCAAGCGCUUCCCUAUCUGGCUCAAAAAGUUUGCCUUGCAUUUGAACUUCCGUGGACCCCGUGCAUACCGUUUUUUGGCACCAAUUUUCUCUUUGCCAACACAGCGUACUCUGAGACGCUGGUUGUGCAACUUUAGGAUGUCACCAGGAGUGAUUCCCGGAAUUAUUCAAAGUAUUUCUGCUAGCACUCACGCAUGGAAUGAGCGCGACCGAGUAUGCACCCUCAUGUUUGAUGAAAUAGCUUUGAAAAAGAACUUACCCUAUGAUGCCGGUGAAGAUAUUGUGCAUGGGUUUGCAGAUGAUGGCAUCGAGCGGUCAUCAAGUAUUGCCGACAGAGCCAUGGCUGUGCUUCUGGCAGGUAUAUCUAAGAGGUGGGUUCAGCCAGUCGCAUUUACGAUAGGACAUGGGCAAAUGUUAUUGAUAAAUUACUAAUCUCGAUUAUUGAGCAACUUAAAGCCGUCAGAAUUGUUGUCAAAGCGGUAAUCUGUGACCAAGGCACGUCAAAUGUCAGCUUG